Molecule: messenger RNA, 1075 nt
Organism: Hyla sarda
Lineage: Eukaryota; Metazoa; Chordata; Amphibia; Anura; Hylidae
Product: olfactory receptor 11L1-like
Exons: 2
Coding region: 1-924 (307 amino acids)
Biological process (GO): G protein-coupled receptor signaling pathway
Cellular component (GO): membrane
Molecular function (GO): olfactory receptor activity; G protein-coupled receptor activity
Source: RefSeq, a predicted model, not a curated record
AUGGAGGAAACAGAAGAAGGAGGAGGAUUUCAAAGUAGUCGAACUUCAACUGUUGCCCUGUUCUGUCUUCUCCUUUUGGUUUACUGUGUGACAAUAUGUGGGAAUCUCCUGAUCAUCACCCUGGUGUCCACCAGCAAGAACCUCCACACCCCAAUGUACUUUUUCCUUACACAACUUUCUAUCUGUGACCUCUUGUUGACCACAGAUAUUGCCCCCAAUAUGUUCCAUGUUUUACUGAAUAAUGGGGCGACCAUUGCAUUUAUAUGUUGUAUGAUCCAAUUUUAUUUUUUUGCUGCCUCAGAAGUAUCUGAAUGUUUUCUUCUCACAGUGAUGUCUUAUGACAGAUAUGUGGCCAUCUGUUAUCCCCUCCGUUACUCCUCUAUCAUGACAAGUGCCCAUUGUAUGAUAUUGGCCGCUAUAUGUUGGGUCUUAGGUUUUUCCAUUGCAUUGCUUUACACCAUAACAGUAUCGGUGAUGACAUUUUGUGGGCCAAAUAUCAUUGACCAUGUUUUCUGUGAUCUUGUCCCAUUAAUAGAACUCGCCUGCUCCAGUACUUACACUAUUGAGAUAGAGGUCUAUAUAAUAUGUUUCUUAGCAUUGUUCAUCCCCAUUAUAAUUAUUAUCAUAUCUUAUAUCAAUAUUUUGGUCACCAUCUUACGGUUCCAAUCCAAUAUGAGUAGACAGAAAGCCUUCUCCACCUGUAGCUCCCACCUCACUGUGGUCUCUAUAUUCUACAUUACUCUACUGUGUGUUUAUCUUUUCUCAAAAGAAGGACCAACGGCAAACUUUAAUAAAAUCCUCUCCCUGCUAUAUACUGUAUUUACUCCACUGAUCAACCCCAUUAUAUACAGUCUGAGGAAUAAAGACAUUAAAAAAUCUCUCCAGGAAAUAAUAAAUAAAUGUGUAAUAUGGUAUAAUAAAUAAGGUGCAUAAAAGGCCCCUCUAUAGUCACAGCCUUGUUGUCUAUGAAGACUGAACCUUUUAUUUCUCUCGGCCUCUGAGAACACAUCGAAUUUUCAUUUUUUGCGUUUAAAUAUUUUUUCUUUCACAUUUUUAAUAGCCAGUACUCUUUAAA